Megachile rotundata (alfalfa leafcutting bee) is the source of this 2330-nucleotide messenger RNA. RefSeq lists its product as uncharacterized. NCBI's taxonomy places the organism in Eukaryota, Metazoa, Arthropoda, Insecta, Hymenoptera, Megachilidae. Gene Ontology annotation, molecular function: transcription coactivator activity; RNA polymerase II general transcription initiation factor activity; protein heterodimerization activity. The record is from RefSeq and is a predicted model, not a curated record. Gene Ontology annotation, cellular component: SLIK (SAGA-like) complex; transcription factor TFIID complex; SAGA complex. Gene Ontology annotation, biological process: transcription initiation at RNA polymerase II promoter; RNA polymerase II preinitiation complex assembly.
ACAGAGGAAGAUAAAGAAAAACUUUGGUUGAUCACAUUGACAUCUGUAGGAUAAAAUUAUAAUCACAAUCCUUUAUGAAGUUACUAGGAGGAUAAGUUAUUUCUAUGGGUACAAACAAUUUGUCUUGAAUAAUAAAAAUUUUAUAAAACAAACUAACAUUGUUUCCUUUCCACAUAAUAUUUCAUAUCAUUCACGAAAACUUCUGUCAUGAUACAUAAUUGAAAAAUUGAUAUGCACGAAUAAUUUACAUUACGGUAGCCAUAUUGUUUUCAAAACAUAAACGAAAAAGUAAUGUUUUGUGUAACUUUUUUAUUUGUUAUUUUUAUGUAAAGAAAAAUGAGCAAUUAAUUUGUAAUUACUAAGGUGCUCGAAUGUACUGUUAAAGAUGCGAAUGAAAGUUGUUUAUCAAUGAUUGGAAAUUUCAGAAUAAUUUAUAAAUAAAUUGUUAUCGUGAAGAAAACAAGUGAUCAUGAAAGAAAUGUUGACUAAUCAAACUAGUUCAGGAUACAGUAAUUCCUACGUUAAUAAUAAUGGAGAUACCAAUAGCAGUAACGCUACUGACAGUAAUGCAAGGAGAUAUGCAGUACUCAGUACAGAUUGGAUAUCUGCAAUUGGAGAAGAGUUAGGAAUGCAUUCUUUGCCGGAUUCUUUAUUGCGAAGACUCGCCGAGGAUGCUUCGUAUCGUCUUCGAGAAGUUCUACAUAAAUGCGUAACAAGGUUGAAACAUAGUAAACGAAAACGUUUAACAUCUACAGAUGUAAACGCCGUAAUUACUAACUUAUGUGAUAUAGAUCCAAUAUUAGGUGCAUCAGAAUCGAUGCCAGAAUAUCAUACAGAAGCAAAAGUUUUUGUCCCUAAUGAACGUAUUAUCAAUUUGGUUCAGAAAAUAAAUGAUCCCCUUAAUAUAUCACAGAACAAUGUACCUUUCAUUCAAGAAUCAGAAAUUUGUGAUAUAAGACUUACAGAAGCACGUAAUAAUUAUGCAAAGAGAGCAUUAAAAACUUUAUUCAAUGGAUCCCAAAAGACUUUUCAGGUUUUAAUUAAUGAUUGUGCUACCAAUGCACAUUUGGGUGGUGAAGGUGUUAUAGACAAAUUAAUGUCAAUUGCUAGAUCUAUGGUAAUUUCAAAUAAUGCACAAUAUACAAGAGUUUCUACAAGAACAUGUCAACUAAUUAUUGCCAUUGCAAGUAACAGUGAAGCUGUAUAUCCGUAUCAUCUAACUUCGGUGGACAAAUUGACUGAACUACUAUUGGAAUUACUUAUUGGGCAAAGUUUCAUAAAUCCAAAUCUUGAAACACUUUUUAAAGAAUGCGCGCUUAAACUAAUGCUUCGUUGGCCGUCUGUCGCUGAUAAGUAUAUUCCAACAUUAGAAAAUGUGCUUUUGAAAGAAGAAAAAGAAAAUGUAGAUGGAAGCAAAAAGAAAAUAAUGGCCAUGGAAUUAAUAGCAAGUAUACAGCCAUUAAUAUUUUUUCAACAUGAACCACAGUCUCCACUUUCUAUACAUACCAUUUUAAAUUUUGCACCGCCGGGUUCUGCCCUUUGGCAAAAGAUAGCUCUUUCUGUCUGUGCUCUUAUAAAGUCACAAGCACAUAUUUUAGACAUUGAACUUUUUAUGGAACACUAUGGAGAUUCUUUGUUACCUUAUUUACCUAUUGAUUAUAAAACUGUAAUGAAUGAACAUAAGAAGUCCACAUCUCUUCCUAUUAUUAUUAAAAGUAAAAUAAAAUACGUGAAUGUGAGACCUGUUAUAAGUAACAGAUUAAUAUGGGAUCGACAGACGGCAUUUCCCGAUUCUACUUUGCGAGGCCCUAGACGAGAAAUUAGAUUUGCAUUUGCUGGUGGACGUCCCGUACCUUCGAGUAAUUUAAAACGAGUUAGUUUAAGAGCAAAUUACCAAAUUCUACGAAGCGAGCUACAAGCAACCCUCGCUCUGGUUGCAUCACGAAGAAUAUUAAUGCUUAAAGAUAAAAGAAAAAAGUCUUUUGACACUUACAAUCUGGUGUAUGGUUAUUUGUAAGGUUGUGUCAUAAAAUAGUGCUUUAAGAAUAUUGCGCAUCUCGAUAUAUAAUUUAAAUGACACUUUUUUACUUCGACGUUUAGAUGGUUAAUAGAAACAAAAUUUUUAAAAAUAAUUUUGUCUUAUUUCAAAGUAUGUAUAAAUAGAAUUUUAAUAUUUCCUCGUUGAAGCGAGAAAACACUUCGUGUUUUUAUAGAAAUAUAUGUAUGUUACAUGUAACUUCGUUAUUUAAGACCUUACAGUAACAGGUAUGCCUAAUAAUGUUCACUGUAAGUACAAUAAGAAAUAUUUAUUAAACAAGUGAUAAGAGGAA